Messenger RNA from Pyricularia grisea, 1883 nucleotides. RefSeq lists its product as uncharacterized. Gene Ontology annotation, cellular component: Golgi membrane. The coding region runs from base 455 to 1651 and encodes 398 amino acids. The record is from RefSeq and is a predicted model, not a curated record. The transcript is spliced from 2 exons. Gene Ontology annotation, biological process: mitotic spindle elongation; vesicle-mediated transport. Lineage: Eukaryota; Fungi; Ascomycota; Sordariomycetes; Magnaporthales; Pyriculariaceae.
CGUCAGUGCUGAUCAUCUUUUCGCCUGAGCCAGUUGAGGUUGGGCAACAAUCUAAUGUGCUUGCUUACUACUUGGGAUUUUACCUUACCUUACCUAACCUGCCUCCUUUUAACGCCCACCUACCCACCUACCUUAGUAUAUUCCCUCUGUUUAACAAGCAAGCAAAGCUUUGUGGCUGAUUUUCACCUUGUUUCACAUCAUCUCAAGUCAGAGAGGUUUGACAUCUAUCGCAAAUUCGCAAUACAUCCUAGCGCCAAACAGUCGAAACCCUGGUAAACUUAAAAUCCUAAAAUAUCACGAACACGGUUCAGCUUCAAUGGCACAACGCAGGCCAUAGUCUACGUACCUACCUAUCUAUCAACAUUCCAACCUCGAACUACGGCCUGACGCCUUUAGACGAGAACUCGACCUCCCUUACAAGCCAGUUCCGAGACAUCCCUUUUCCAACCCCAGCAUGCCGCCAAAUCAUGCCCUGGCGGCCGAAGCCCUCUCCAUGUCCUCCCCAACCGACUCCGACCGCACAUCAUCUCCAGAUUCUGCAAGAGGCACUUCAUGGGCGCCGCGACCGGGCAGGAUAACACCAUCGCGCCGCCUGUCCUCGCGUGUCGGACACUACACGGCCCCACCGACAUCCACGCCGGACAGCUUCCCGGCUCGCAUCCUCCAACACCUCGAGACCAUUAGCCGACAGGCCUGGAUUCUCUUCCUACGGCUGCCCAGGAUCCAACAAGCUGCCGUCGUAGUGGCCGUCGUCACCGUCCCGAUCGUCUCGAUCCUCUUCCUCAUAUACAGCCAUGCAAUCUUCACCUGGCUUGGGCCCAUCGCCAAGGCCUGGCGGAACCUGCCGGGCGGGUGGUUGAUCAUUUGGUUCAUGGCCUUCUUCAGCGCCUUCCCGCCGCUCUUUGGCUACAGCACCGCCAUGACGCUGUCGGGCAUGGUGUAUGGGUUCCCGCUGGGUUGGCCUAUCGCCGCAUCGGCCACCGUGGUGGGGUCAACAUGCGCCUUUAUUGCAAGCAGGGGUGUCUUGAGCAGAUAUGUGCACAACCUCGUUGGUAAGGACAGGAGGUUCGUCGCGCUCGGUCAGGUGCUCAGGAGGGAUGGGCUGCUGGUUCUCACGGGGGUGCGGUUCUGUCCGCUGCCGUACAGCCUGAGUAACGGGUUCUUGGCGACGAUUCCGAGCAUUACGACCGCAAACUUUGCGAUGGCUACGGCUUUUGUCAGCCCCAAACUCCUCAUCCACGUAUUCAUCGGCCACCGUUUAGGCCUCCUCAUCGAGGAAGGCGAUACCAUGUCUACCAGCGACAAGCUCAUUAACUACGCGGGGAUGGCUGCGGGAGGCCUAGUCGGCACGAUCGUGGGCCUGGUGGUGUACCGGCGCACGAUGGCGCGGGCGGCGGAGCUGGCGAGGCAGGAGAACGGAGGUGAGGACGGCAUGGGCGGGGAUGAUUACGUCGAUGGCGACGCCGAGAACUCGAGGCUCAUGUCUGCCGUGCUGGACGAAACAGAUGCGGCGGCGCUUAUGGACGACGACGAUAUAUCGCUGUGGGGGGAUCACGAUUAUGAACCGGACCAAAGACGGGUCUCGGAUGAGGAUGCCGAGACGCGAGGAAAUGGGGUCAAGACGGCCAACGGGGCUACCGACGGCAGGUGACCGGAUAGAAUUGUUGUCGUUUGAGUAUAUUUACCAUUGCAGUAUAGAGAGCGUGGAAUUUGCUAAUAUUGACACGAUUUGCUACAUAUCUAGUGUAUACAUAUGCAUUGGAGUUUUGGGUUACAGAAGGUUUCUUUAAUUGGCUGCGGGUUCCGGGUUUUUGAACCCAACUGUUUUGUACCCAGGUACCUACAGGUAUCUUGGGUGUCUGCUGUCGCUGCGCAUCUAGCCG